Messenger RNA from Eufriesea mexicana, 3435 nucleotides. RefSeq names its product cytosolic carboxypeptidase 2. NCBI's taxonomy places the organism in Eukaryota, Metazoa, Arthropoda, Insecta, Hymenoptera, Apidae. Gene Ontology annotation, biological process: proteolysis. The transcript has 15 exons. Gene Ontology annotation, molecular function: zinc ion binding; metallocarboxypeptidase activity. The coding region runs from base 156 to 3431 and encodes 1091 amino acids. The record is from RefSeq and is a predicted model, not a curated record.
CAAAGUGUAUAUCGGAUGGAAGAAUUUCAUGGAUCGCUGACCGUGCUUCGAGGGAAGAUAAGCUUGAGUAUUCCGAGGGAAAGGAGGCAGCAAGGCUAAACAAUGAAGAGUCCGACAGCGACGAGAACGGCGUGGUCGAUGGAAGAUAACGAGAAAUGAGAGAUCUUUCAACUGGCAGCAAGGUGAAGGAACUUCAAGCCAUGCUCUUCCCAGUUCAACCGAUUCCUGGCAGUACGCUGGCAAACUUGAACAAGCUUCAGGAACUACAGUUGCUACAGCUAGGACAAUGCGAGGUUCCACGACGGGAAACCGAAUUGUCUCUGUUCUCUAUGCCGUUUGGGACCAAGGAUGAUCAGUCGCAAGAAACGCUUCGAAGCCUAUUGGACACUCGUUGCAUGAUAGAUGGGAUCACUCAGGAAGCUGCUAGAUGGCCCACCGAGUGUCAAGUACUUCCGGAAAGAGUUAGGCACAUAGAAUACGCUCCAGAUGUUCCAGAGCCGUUCUACGUGCCAACCGGGAAGGAACCGAGACCAAAGCCACUAGGAGACGAAUAUGGAACUGUGAUAUUUCGAUAUCAUCCUAUCAGUAUCACCAGUUACUUCAGUAGAUCCUGCGUGGGUGGAAACACGGUCGCACCGUUUCCACCGGAAUUUUCAACAGAUUUAGAGAGGGACGAAUCAAAGGACGACGAUACAGCCAGAGAUGUGCUUCUGAUAACCAGAAUGUCCGAUGUAAUAGAUACCAACACCGAUUUGCACUUUGAAUCUCGGUUUGAAUCUGGAAACCUUUGCAAAGUCGUGAAGAUCACUGACACGUAUUAUCAACUUUACCUUAGAAAAGAUCUUUACACUCAAAGACACACGCAGUGGUAUUACUUCAGGAUAUCGAAUACGAGGAGCAGAACGAAUUACAGAAUAUCCAUCGUGAACCUUUGCAAAGAGGAGAGUCUAUACAACGAGGGUCUUCGACCACUCCUGUACUCGACUGAGGACGCCAAGAAACGAGCCGUUGGUUGGAGAAGAUGCGGAGAGAAUAUUGCUUAUUACAGGAACGAUUCAUCAAGCGACGAGGAAAAAGAGAAACACACGUUGACGUUCAACAUCUCCUUUCCUCAUGACAGAGACACUGUCUAUUUGGCACACUGUUACCCGUACACCUAUACAGACCUACAGGAAUAUCUUGCCAAACUAGUCGCGGAUCCGGUGAAAUCUAGAUAUACCAAAUUGCGACUACUGUGCCGGACAUUGGCUGGGAAUGGAGUCUACUACUUAACUAUCACUGCCCCUACUUACGACGAAGAGGCGCGAAGGAAAAGAGGCAUCGUCGUCACCGCACGGGUUCAUCCUGGGGAAACUCCAUCUAGCUGGACGAUGAAAGGGAUUAUUGACUUCUUAACAGGAGAAUCGAAUCAAGCCAGAGUACUCCGAGAAAGAUUCGUGUUCAAGUUAAUCCCCAUGCUGAACCCGGAUGGCGUUAUCGUUGGUAAUAACCGGUGCUCGCUGUCGGGGAAAGAUUUGAACAGGCAGUACAGAACUGUGAUGAGAGAAAGCUACCCUUCGGUAUGGCACACGAAGCUAAUGAUACGCCGGUUACUGGAGGAAUGCGGAGUGGCCAUUUACUGUGAUCUGCACGCACACUCUAGGAAACAUAAUAUAUUUGUUUAUGGUUGUGAGAAUAAGAGAACCGCCUCGCAAACAAGGCUUUCCGAACAAGUGUUUCCUCUGAUGCUGCACAAGAAUGCGGCUGACAAAUUCUCUUUCGAAAACUGCAAAUUUCACAUGGAGAAGGGUAAAGAAGGUACAGGGAGAGUCGUGAUUUGGUCUAUGGGAGUACAGAACAGUUACACGAUGGAAGCAUCAAUGGGAGGAACAAAGAUAGGCUCCAGGUCUGGAACUCACUUCUCCACUCAAGACUACGAGCAGAUUGGAAAAGUAUUCUGCGAAACUCUAUUGGAUUUCUUUGACCCGGACCCUGUCAAGGAGAGACUGCGGAACAAAAUAAUCGCUAGGCUAAUGAAGGGUGGUUCCAGCGCUGAAGAACCGACAAAUAUCGAUUUAACGGAUUACUCCAGCGACGAGGGAGACACGUCGGAGAGCUCAAUCUCCGGAAAAGAAGAAAUAGAGUUCACAGAAGGGGCAUGGACUUAUACUGUGAGAGAACCGAUUGUUUCUCCUCAAUAUUUGUGUGCCCCACCGCCUACGCCAACAUUCGUUCCUCUCAGAAGCUUAGAACUGGCGAAAAGGAGAAGCAAAAAGGACACAACCGCUAACAGAAGCUAUCUUCGACGUAGGAGAAUGCUGACUAGAAGAGCAGUAAUGGAUUUACCGACUACAGAUCCAGGCAGUGAUUUGUGCGACUAUAUUGAUUCAGCGGAUGAAGGGCUAACAAGACCAGAACGUUCCUCGGCAAGAAUUCGCGAACACGAUAAAAAGGAACCUAUCCAAUUUAUGGAGAAAGAGACGGAAGAAAUCUCUAAUAAUGAUUUGGUCUUGCCAGAAAUUGUGAGACCUCGUAGCAUGUCAUUGGGCGAGAAUUUCAGUGUGAACGUGGAGGCACCAAAGGCAAACAAACGGUCACACUGUCUCCGCUUGGUUAGAACACUGAGACAUCGUUCGCCCAUUCCAUUAAAAAGUCGAGACUUGCAAAUCAAACUGAGUUCACUGCGACAACAAAUAUGGAUGGGUAUGCCAUUAAACGUCGCAGAGAAUAUCGAGAAAAGCAUCGAGCAUCCAUUAGUAAAGGGACCAUUGAGCUGGGGAAUAUCCAAUAUGGCGUUAACGCAAAAUAAAAUGGAUAGCGAUGAGAUACUAAAGGGCUGUACAAAAAAAUUACAAUUCCUUGAAUACAUUGGCACGGAAGACAAGAUAAAAGAAAUACAAAAUAAAUAUAAAUGCGUAAAUAUGACGCAUUCGAAAGGUACUGGUUUAGGAAUGGAAAAUCAGCGCCAAGAUCCUGAACGAAAAUCGAGGAAGAAAGAGCCCUCUCUUAAGUGGCAGAAGAUAAUGAAUUCUAGAGUAGAAGAAAUGUGCCACGGCAAAACGUCUUUUCUAACGAUUGACGCGGAUUCUUUAAAAUUAGUCACGCUCGAGGUACCGUCCAAAGUACAAACACGACAACACAAAGUCGAAUCCCGAAGGAAACACCGUAAAAGUGGCGCCACCUGUUCCAUUUCUAAUGGUGGAAAAGCAUCAAGCGUUACGAAAUCUCAAAGGCAUUUGCAAACACAUUCUCGAUCUCAUAUACAGUUGCAGCCGUUAAUUGUUCCUUUAUGCGACAGUUUUUCCUCGGAUAACGACUCUACCGAUUCGCGCACACAAAGAGUUUCUAAGAAAAAAUAUAAAAAAAAGAAACAAGCGAAGAAAAUAAAGUCAACUCUUACAGCGGGAAGGAAAAAACGUACCACUAGCGCGAACGUAUUACGCAACUCGUGAAAAC